Molecule: messenger RNA, 490 nt
Organism: Zootermopsis nevadensis
Lineage: Eukaryota; Metazoa; Arthropoda; Insecta; Blattodea; Termopsidae
Source: RefSeq, a predicted model, not a curated record
AUUGAAACAAUGGACGACCUUUUUCAGGAAUGGCUGUAAAGCAAGGAAGUUGCAGCUCUCUGCAAGACAGGAAGUGCUUGUGCACCGAUGGAUUGCAAUAUCUGAGUGAGUUCAGGGAGAAGGAGAUUCAGUGUGACGUGGUUUUGAAGCUGGAAGAUGGCGGAUCCUUUCCUGUCCACAGUGUGAUCCUCUCGAAGUUCAGCAAAUAUUUCAGCGAACUCUUCACCGAGAAACUGCGCGCCCACGAGCAGAACGACUUUCUCGUGGAAGGAGUCAGCUCGGACAUGAUGGCCCAGAUACAGGAUUAUAUGUACACAAAGAAGAUGGACGUUAAUCACGGAAACGUCGGUCAGCUGCUCGAAACGUCCGACUACUUGUACGUGGAAGACAUUAUUGAGCUCUGCUGUCAGUUCCACAAGGACAGGAUGGACCUUGAUAAUUGCUUCGGAAUCCUACGUCUCGCAAGGUAAUUGAUGUUCAUUGGUCACUU